AUGAUGAUGCGCGGCCCACAGCGGACCCCCCGAACCGUCAUCGAUCGCGCGUUGGUCAUUCUCGUCGCGCUGAUGUGGGUCGCGGUGGGGCUGACGUGGCAAGCGGCCCGCUGGAACAUCCAGAAAGCGCAGAAGGAAGCUUCCAACCCGGACCAGCGCGCGCAAGCGCAGAAGGGCGACUGGUGGGAGGAAUCUAUGGCUGGCAAGCAGAAGGCGAAAGAAGUAGCAGCGGCGAAAGCGGCAGCGGCUAAGGAAGCGGGGUACGACAGCCAGAUUACGAUCGGCAGGAGUGGAAGGGAGUACGGCGGGGUUAGCAGCGGUGGGGGGAGUUCGCGGUAUGCUACGCGCGUAGCAGUAGGCGGGGAUCUGGGGGACCGGCUGUCGGUCGGGGGAGAUGAGUUGGACAAUUACGCUCGUCAAGAUGUUGCUGUAGUGGAUAACACCAAACGGAGACGGAUGAAAGCUAGUAUCGGGGACGGGCACUCGGAUCGGUCGCGGAUAUGGCACCCCGUGACGGAAGACGACGACAUUCAAGACGUGCCUAUAGACGUGCGGUCUAUAAAGAGGAUAAGACGGCGGACGGACAUGGACGGGGAGUUGGACUGGCCGAUCGAAGUGAUUUUAGGGUUUGACACGAGCGGUAUUAAGGGGUUGGAGGAGGUGAGGGAGGAGGUGAAGGGUCGGCAUCUGGUGUUUGCAUUUGAGGAGGAAGUGAGCAGCGAUGACGUGGCGCCUGCAUCUGUUAUCGGCAGGACACCAGAGAGGUACACUGUCUCAGCUUGA
This is a messenger RNA of Closterium sp. Yama58-4, 783 nucleotides long. The record is from the annotation of a GenBank genome assembly. NCBI's taxonomy places the organism in Eukaryota, Viridiplantae, Streptophyta, Zygnematophyceae, Desmidiales, Closteriaceae.